AUGCCUCGAACAUCCAGCAAAAUUGCGUGGGACUAUGAUAAGCGCCUCAUCCUGCAUUUGUUAUGUGACGAAUUUGAGCUUCCCUGGAGCCAAGCUAGUGAUGUGUUCCUCUCCAUCUAUGAAGACAUUGUUGCUGCAGACGUCGGCGGUGCUCUAAGGUCCCAGUAUUCCGAGCGAAGAUCGAAGCAAUACUGGAAAGAUUUUUACAACCUGGUCUCUACCCCUGGCGAAAACGAACGCACCGAUGCUUCUAGGAGAUUGAUUAGCGAACGGAUUGCAACCCUUGGUAUCGUGAUCCCGCCUGGGACCGACCUGGCGACAAGGAGCCGGACUCAGAGCGUAAGCCAUGCUGUACCUUUAAGUAGACAGCCAGCAAUAGCUAUGCCGACUACACCCGAGCCUCCAAUACAUCGUAGCGCUGGGAAUUCAUCCCAGAAGAGACGCAGAUUAGAAGAUGAAUCCAGCGACGAUGAAAUUCGAGUGGGUCCAUUGGAAGAGCAUGUACACCAGCAGGAUUUUCAAUCUCGGAUCCAUCCGCGAUCAACGGUACGCCCUGUUCUGGAGACACCACCUCAGACCCCGCAAGGCAAACAGGCGUAUCGGCAGAUGAGCGGUAAAGUUAUCUUCAUCUCGCCAAAUAAGGAUCCCUAUGCCGAUCUCGAACCUGUAUCUGACGAAGAGGCCCACCCGCCGCACUGCCGGAAUAACUUGUUCUUCCGAUAUGAUAAGGCAGGCAGCCACGAUGUGUUCGAGGGAUUCACCGCAAGAAGGUACAGGGGACGUGUCCAAGUCCAUCAGGAGCCUCCUGCAACGCUUGACUGGACCGAUGUAUUCUAUCAUGUGGAUCCCGAGGGAAAGAACCAGCGCUACGAUUCGCCCGUUGUCUCAGUAACGGAUCAACAGUGGUGGGUCAUUCGUUUGGCUCUUAAGGAGCUGAAUCGUGGCCGUCCUGGCCGCAUUACGGUCAUCGAUGGAAGUGCUCUGGAUCCAAAAGCGGUUUUUCAUGCGCUUCCAUUCAUACGUCAGCUCAAGAAGAGGCACGAGUUCACUGACGGCGCUUGGAACUAUGGCGGCACGCACGAGUUCUUCUGCUUCAAGUCGAUUCCUGCUCAUGCCAUUCUGAGUUCUUUCUGCGUCAGUGAGCUUUCUAACUUCGUGAAUGGCUCACCACAGAUGUCGAGUGUUCUUAGGCUGGCCACGCUUUCUGAUCCCAAGCGUGCCUAUUUUAAAGGUGUGCUUCCAGCAUUAARGAGGGACAACGUGCAGCUUUCUCCCAAUGUUAUUACGGAAAUCGCGAGACUGAUCCAAUUCAUGGGACUGGACGCCUUUUCCAAGAGGGAGCAUCUCGCUCACAUCUGGACCAACUUCAUUCAAGGCUGGGGCCUGCAUUUGUCCUACCAAACCCCUGAUCAAUGGGUCAAACUAGCAGCAGGAUUCGCACGCGCCUUGGGUGAUGUCGGUGGACAUGUUCUGCCCUCGAGAGAUUCCAAACCUCUAGAAUUGGCUUUCCUUGAAGGCGUGAAUUGGGCGUCAAGCGUCAGUUUCAGCACUCGAUAUGCUCAGGAUUCUGCAUUACUGAUCCGACGGAAGGACCGUCAGGCGAGGUUCAUAGGACUGGAGGACCCUGCUGGACUGCUCGAGAUUCCAAACCCUAACACUGCUAUAAGGACCCUGCAAGCAUAUCGACACCAGCCUGGGAAUGGCGAAGGAAGUCGCYGACCCACCCGUAAUACUAGACCGGUGUUUCAUUCGUACCGCCUUGAAUCGGCUGGAGGAAGGGCUAAUCGUGAACACCACGAUGAAGCAAGAAGACGCGCUAUAGCCACUGGUAGAACAUUGCAAGAUGCAAUCGAUCUGGAUCAAGAGACUGACUUGUCGGAUGACGAAGAAGAGAUACUGUACGACGAUUGA
Molecule: messenger RNA, 1911 nt
Organism: Ramularia collo-cygni
Lineage: Eukaryota; Fungi; Ascomycota; Dothideomycetes; Mycosphaerellales; Mycosphaerellaceae
Exons: 5
Coding region: 1-1911 (636 amino acids)
Source: RefSeq, a predicted model, not a curated record